This is a messenger RNA of Megalopta genalis, 2092 nucleotides long. RefSeq lists its product as uncharacterized. The record is from RefSeq and is a predicted model, not a curated record. Lineage: Eukaryota; Metazoa; Arthropoda; Insecta; Hymenoptera; Halictidae.
GUCAUUAUUGCGGCAGUAUAACACUCGCCUCCAGUUCUCCACGACGAACGAUCGAGUUUUCGCGGGACAGCGGGCCGGACCGUAGAUCGCGAGACACCGGGACCACGGCCUUCGCGUGUCCGACGGCUUGUCAAGGAAAGAAGCCGCGUGGCCGCCACGGGAAAACGCCUGCCGCGCUCCCGCACACCGUACACCGCGACACGCGCGUAUAUACGAUGCGACCGUUCUCGUUCAAUCACGAAAAUGUGACGUGAGACCGCGGGCGGACAGAGAGAGAGAGAGAGAGAGAGAGAGAGAGAGAGAGAGAGCGAGAGAGAGCAUCGUGGCCAAGAGAACGUGACAGCCGCCGCAGACGGUCGCACAGUGUUCGCGCGAUACGCCGCCGAAAAUGACAGUGGGAACCAGCGAUAUUCACGCGUACGCCAGUGCGCUUGUGUCGGUACUGUGCCUGGCCCUGGUGGCGCUCCGUGUCGGCGAGGUCACCGGCCAAUUAGUGGACACCGAGUUCCAGCCGACGGUCACGGCAACAUGCAAAGCCGGCCACAUGACGAUACGAGUGAACCUGAAUCAGAGUUUCGUCGGCGCAGUGCACGCUCGAGAUUUUCGGACGCCGCAGUGCAUGGCGCCUGGAAACGGCACGAACCACGCCACCCUCGCUAUUAAUCUUCUAGCACCCAAAGGAUCCCCGGAUUACUGCGGCGUCUUGGUGAAUAACGACAACGAGGAGCGCUCGAUCCCCAUCGCGGUGCGGAUCCAUAAGACCCUGGAGCUGGCGGACGAUAAAUUCUACGUUAUUACGUGCGGAAAGGCGGGAUUCAAAAACGCGAAGAACGAGACUUCGUUAGUGUCGCUGCGGCUUUUGGACGGGGGGCACAAAGUGCAGGAGGCUAUUUAUGGUCACAACUACACUUUGCGUGCGGAGAUCUCGCGGCCAGAUGGUAUGUACGGGAUCAAGGUGAAGUCCUGCUUCGCGUUCAACAAACGGAACAACAGCGUACAGCUGAUCGACGACAAGGGGUGUCCCGUGAAGGCUCGGGUGAUGACGAAAUUCAUCUACGAUCGGAACACGGGUCUGGCGGAUGCGACAUUGUUCUCGAUGUUCCGGUUUCCUGACAGCCCGCAAGUGCAUUUCCAAUGCGACAUCGCUGUGUGCCGAGGAAGCUGCGGUAUCCCUAUUUGCGAAGGCGAUAACGAGGAAGAAAUAAAGGGAGCGUCUUUAAUUAAUGGGCAGAGCGUGAGCGGCGAGGAAGGAGUGCUUCUUGCGGGCACGAGCGUGUUCGUUCUUGACCCUGGUCAAACGCCAUCUGUACAAACUCUGUACGAGGACGGCAGCGUCCACCCAUUAUGGCUGCUAUGGCUGGCCGUAGCUCUUGGCAUUCUGUUCCUCAUUAUGCUCAUUAUCAACAUAUUCCUCUGCUCCGCGAUGACCUGCAGUUGCACCAGGACCGACAUCAUCGAGAAAGAACCAUCGAUCAUCGAAGAUUACGAUCCCUAUCGCAGCUGGCACGGCUCCCAAUAUGGCUCGAGGUACUCCCUGAACGGGAAGCAAGGCUACGCUUCCGGAGGAUCGACGAUGAACUCGACGAGGUCGAUAUCGACGAACAGCGACCACUACGCCAUAGUUCACUCGCGGCCGGGAAGCAGAUACUCCGGGCCGGGUCAGAAGCAUCACCACCAUCACAGAGGGCCGCCGUCGAACAUCGGGUCCCAUUAUUCCGGCAAAUAAAGCGCCGGGUACCCUAACGAAAAUCAUUCGACGACCGAUCAGAAGAAUUCGAUUGAACGAUCUGAAAUAGCAAUUCGCCGUUUUAACAGCGCUUGUAACGGGCGUCGAGGCACGAACUCGCUGUUGUUCGAACGUGAACCGUGGACCGAUCACGAGCCACCGAACGAUUUGCUUAACGAACAACGGUGCACGGUGGCUGCUUCUCGCAAACAGCUGGCCGAAAUGCAACUUUCGUUAUUGUUAAUAUUAAUUUUAAUUGCGACGAUCAUUGAUUUCUACGAGAAAUAUUGUUUAGACAUAGGCUCGAACAUGAUCAAAAUAAGCGGCCUCGAAUCGACGAGAAUAAAGAUAUCCAUGAAAAUUGUA